Alternaria rosae is the source of this 2212-nucleotide messenger RNA. RefSeq lists its product as uncharacterized. The record is from RefSeq and is a predicted model, not a curated record. Bases 234 to 1958 code for a protein of 574 amino acids. The transcript is spliced from 2 exons. Lineage: Eukaryota; Fungi; Ascomycota; Dothideomycetes; Pleosporales; Pleosporaceae.
CUUGGCUAAGUAUAGCGGAUAAGCGGGGCAGAUCAGCGUCAUUGGGCAGCGGCUCCCGGCGCAGUUGCAGGGAUGGGCGUACAGCCUCAUGGGAGACGCGUAUCCGGUUGACCAGCCAUAACAUGUCCACGCCGCCGCCGUACAUCCGCUAACCUGCCAGCUCAUCGUUCGUUCCAGGCACCUGGUCAUCUCACAAACCACACGCAGUAUUCAGACGGGUAUACUAUGACGCAAUGCUAGACGAGAAUCUCCCCACCUUCUUUCUCAAGGCCUCGACCGACAAGCUCAAGCACCACGAAUCCUUCUACUUCACCCAGAACGGCUCCGAGCCCGAGGCGCAAUAUGCCCUCCACCACGUCGACCCAGCCUCCAACGAUGCGAAGAACACAUACGCCGUAGCCUUGUUCGACUCGCGCAACCCCGAGGUUCUGUACGGCGAAGUGCUUGCGAAGCCAGGAUGGUCGCACCCAACCCUCUCGCAGGAGGAGAUUCGCAGGAAUGGCGGAGUGCCGCCCCCGCCACAGCCCAUCUACCCCACCGAGUUCGCGAUUCAGCUGUACAACCCCGAUUCACGCGUUGUCGUUAAGCACUCGACAGCAAAAUGGAGCAGCACCGUGAGCUGGGAGUUCAGCAUACCCCAGGUGACCUUCAGGACCCCGAGUAACUCGACUCUCGAUCGUAGCCUUGCGGACCCCGGCAGCGAUGCGAACACGCCCAAAGUCAACUUUGCCUGGCGAAAGGAGGGCAGGCUGGGCAAAGAUAUGACAUGCUACAUGACGGGCAAAUCAACCGACCCCACUGGCAAGAAGGUCAAGAAGAGCAAGGAGCCGGAUAUUGCCGUUGCCUUGUUCUCUGGCCUGAAGGAGCUUACAAUCAUGGAGUCCAACCUCUAUCGCGUCGAGAUUGAGGACUACAAGGGACUGGAGGUUGCCUUGCUCAUCGGAGCCGCUGUAAUACGCGAUCUUUUCUUCAGCGAUCUGAAUGAACAGUUCCACAUCAAUGCCAACAUCCGAAAGAACAGCGCGGGAGUGCGCGCGAGGAAGGGCUCAUCACCGCUCGAAGGCCCGAACAUCACAGCGCCAGUCAUGACACCACAGCCUCCUCCCCCACCAGCCUACACCCCUUCCUCAUCACAAUACCCACCCGAGAAGGUUGCCCUCCAGCCUGCCGGCGGUGCUGGUGCAAACGCACAAGUACCUCCACCUUCAUAUACCAGCAACAACAAUGCCGCCAAGCGCUCUUCGCUUCCUCCGUUAGCUACGAACCAGGCCCGUCCAAGCCAGCCUCCACAACCCGUUCAGCCUCAGCGACCCGUUCAGCAGCAGCGCCCGCCCCAACCGCAGCGCCCAACACAACAACGGCAGCCGGGGCCAAGGUUAGAUCCACGAGCGCAAUGGGAGCUUGACGCUGAGACUGCGCGAUUGAAGGCACAAGUAGAGGCUGAGGCACGCGAGCAGAAGCGCCAAGAAGAAGCAAACCGAAAAGCUCGGCGCAGGCAGGAAGAGGAACAAGAACGCAAGACGCUGCAGUUCCUCGAGCAGGAGCGAAAGCAGAAGGAACGCGAGGAGAAGGAGCGACGCCGGAAGCAGGCUGAGAUCGACAAGGAGACAGAACGCUUGAAGAAGCAGUUCGGAGACCAAUCCAACCUCCUCCAGCGCCCAUCCCCACAACCUCAGCGACAUUCCGCACCGCUCGUACAGGGAGGAUGGCAGAAUCAACGCCCCAGUCCAGCGCCCCGUCCUGCACCUGUUCCUGCACAACCCCCGCGCAUGCAGCACCCGCAAGGUGUAUACCUGCAAGCACCUGUACAACAUCGGCCCGCUGCUAGUCAGAGCAGCUUCUUCAGCAACGGACUGCCGAAGCCUGUAGCCAAGGCAAAGAAGAGUUUCUGGGGCUUGAGAACACAAAGCGAGAACAAUGUGGAGAAGAUCAAGAAGAAGAAAAGUAGUAUGUUUUGAUGAAUGGUUCUUUGGCGUUUGGGUCAUGGCAUUGGGUGUGGCAUUGGGUGUGGCAUUGGGUAUGGAGUUUUUGAUUAGUGAGUCUUUAUGAUACCAGACCCUGCAAUUCAGUCAUGUUCCUCUACGAGCUUCUUGUUCUCUAUGCGUGUUUUUGUUGAUCUGCAGUACCUAGAUGCCACAUGCAUCAUUCUGAGCUUUGCCCUAUUGGUGCUAGCGUUCCCGCGACUCCUACAUUACUACCGUCUCACGGCAUG